UCAGGGGAGGGGUGGUAUUGUGAAAUUACCUAUUCUAAGAACUUGUUUACUUGAAUAAGGAACUGUACGUUCCAGCUUACAUAAGCACUUCCAAUAUAACCCUGACACAAGUGUAAGAGGGUUGGAAGACACUGAAGCUUCUUCCCCAGCCGUGAGAACGAAUAAAGCUGAGAAAAGACUGCACUGUGUUCUGUGUGUUUGGAACACUGCUCACUCGUGUGAAUUCCAGGUGGAGAAUUUUCAUGACAUUGGCCAUCAGCAUCAUCAGCGCCAUGACAAGUGGAAGUCAAAGGGGACAUUUGAUUUCACAACAAUGGCAUAAACAAUGUCAUAAUAGAGCUGAUGGAAGUGAAAGAGGAACAUCAAGAACUGAAUGAAGUGGAGGAGAAAUGUCAGUAUCAGAAACAUCAUGAUUUCACAACUGGAAAAAAAUUGUUUAGUGGCUCAAAGUCUAUGAAUUUCUCACCAAAAAAGCCUCAAAGAAGAGCAGCCAAGAAAUCUCUAAGUGUGGAAAAAGUUUCACUUUUAAAAGCAAUCUUAAUAGACUAAUGAGAGCUCACACUGGAGAGAGGCCUUACACAUGUGAUCCAUGUGGAAAAGGUUUUAUAAAAAAAAAACACCUUAAUAUACACAUGAGAGCUCACACGGGAGAGAAGCCUUACACGUGCCAUCAGUGUGGGAAAAGUUUCAUUAUAAAAGGAACCCUUAAUGUACACAUGAGAAUUCACACUGGAGAGAAGCCUUACACAUGCCAUCAGUGUGGAAGAAGUUUUGCAUAUGCAGCUAGUCUCAAGAAUCAUCUCCGCUGUCACUCUGGAGAAAGACCAUUUGAAUGUGAUCAGUGUGGUAAAACAUUUGUUUUGAAUUCAAGCUUAAAACUACAUCUGAAAACUCACACAAAUGAGAAGCCAUACAAGUGUUCUUUUUGUGGAAAAAGUUUUGUAAACCCGUCCUAUUUUAAAGAACACCAGAAAAUACAUACCGGUGUGGGUGCUCAUAUGUGUUUUGAAUGUGGAAAGACCUUUAUUACAGCUGGCAACUUGAAACAGCACCAAAGAAUUCAUACUGGAGAAAAACCUUACAAGUGCUCCCACUGUGGAAAGAGUUUCACUCAGUCACAACACCUGAAAAAACAUGAGAGAAUCCAUACUGGAGAAAAACCUUACAAGUGCUCACACUGUGAAAAGUGUUUCACUCACACAUACAACCUGAAAAAACACAACAGAAUCCAUACUGGAGAGAAACCUUACAAGUGCUUACACUGUGGAAAGAGUUUCACUCGGUCAGAAAACCUGAAAAUGCACGAGAGGAUCCAUACUGGAGAGAAACCUUACAAGUGCUCACACUGUGGAAAGACUUUCACUCAGUCACAAAACCUGAAAAUGCACUUGAGAAUCCAUACAGGAGAGAAACCUUACAAGUGCUCACACUGUGGAAAGACUUUCAUUCAGUCAGAAAACCUGAAAAAACACAAGAUAAUACAUACUAGAGAGAAACCUUACAAGUGCUCACACUGUGGAAAGACUUUCACUCUGGCACAAAACCUGAAAAUACAUGAGAGAAUCCAUACUGGAGAAAAACCUUACAAGUGCUCACACUGUGAAAAGAGUUUCACUCAGUCAGAACACCUGAAAACACACGAGAGAAUCCAUACUGGAGAAAAACCUUACAAGUGCUCACACUGUGAAACGAGUUUCACUCAGUCAGAACACCUGAAAACACAUGAGAGAAUCCAUGCUGGAGAGAAACCUUACAAGUGCUCACACUGUGAAAAGAGUUUCAUCCGGUUAGAACACCUGAAAACACACGAGAAAAUCCAUACUGGAGAAAAACCAUAUAAGUGCUCACACUGUGGAAAGAGUUUCACUCAGUCAGAAAACCUGAAAAUGCAUGAGAGAAUCCAUACUGGAGAGAAACCUUACAAGUGUUCACACUGUGGAAAGAGUUUCACCCGGUCAGAACACCUGAAAAUACAUGAGAGAAUCCAUACUGGAGAGAAACCAUACAAGUGUUCACACUGUGAAAAGAGUUUCAUCCGGUCAGAACACCUGAAAACACACGAGAAAAUCCAUACAGGAGAAAAACCAUAUAAGUGCUCACACUGUGGAAAGAGUUUCACUCAGUCAGAAAACCUGAAAAAACACAACAGAAUCCAUACUGGAGAGAAACCUUACAAGUGCUCUCACUGUGGAAAGAGUUUCACUCGGUCAGAAAACCUGAAAAUGCACGAGAGAAUCCAUACUGGAGAGAAACCUUACAAGUGUUCACACUGUGGAAAGACAUUCACUCAGUCACAAAACCUGAAAAUGCAUGAGAGAAUUCAUACAGGAGAGAAACCUUACAAGUGCUCACACUGUGGAAAGACUUUCACUCAAUCAGAACAUCUGAAAAUACAUGAGAGAAUCCAUACUGGAGAGAAACCUUACAAGUGCUCACACUGUGGAAAAAGCCUCUCCAGGUCUCACAACCUUAAUAUACACAUGAGAAUUCACACUGGAGAGAGGCCUUACACAUGCGAUCAGUGUGGAAAAAGUUUCAUUAUGAAAACAACCCUUGAUGUACACAUGAGAAUUCACACUGGAGAGAGGCCUUACACAUGCCAUCAGUGUGGAAGAAGUUUUGCACAUGCAACUAGUCUCAAUAAUCAUCUCCGUUGUCACUCUGGAGAAAGACCAUUUGAAUGUGAUCAGUGUGGUAAAACAUUUGUUUUGAAUUCAAACUUAAAACUACAUCUGAAAACUCACACAAAUGAGAAGCCAUACAAGUGUUCUUUUUGUGGAAAAAGUUUUGUAAACCUGUUCUAUUUUAAAGAACACCAGAAAAUACAUACCGGUGUGGGUGCUCAUAUGUGUUUUGAAUGUGGAAAGACCUUUAUUACUGCCAGCAUAUUGAAACAGCACCAAAGAAAUCAUACUGGAGAAAAACCUUACAAGUGCUCCCACUGUGGAAAGAGUUUCAAUCAGUCAGAAACCCUGAAAGCACAUGAGACAAAUCAUUCUGGAGAGAAACCUCACAAGUGCUCACACUGUGGAAAGAGUUUCACUUGGUCACAAAACCUGAAAACACAUGAGAGAAUCCAUACUGGAGAAAAUACUUACAAAUGCUCACACUGUGGAAAAACUUUCACUCAGUCACACGACCUGAAAACACAUGAGAGAAUCCAUACUGGAGAGAAACCUUUCAAGUGCUCACACUGUGGAAAGAGAUUCACUUGGUCACAAAACCUGAAAACACAUGAGAGAAUCCAUACUGGAGAAAAACCUUACAAGUGCUCCCACUGUGAAAAGAGAUUCACUUGGUCACAAAACCUGAAAAGACAUGAGAGAAACCAUACUGGAGAGAAACCUUUCAAGUGCUCACACUGUGGAAAGAGAUUCACUUGGUCACAAAACCUGAAAACACAUGAGAGAAUCCAUACUGGAGAAAAACCUUACAAGUGCUCACACUGUGAAAAGAGAUUCACUCGGUCACAAAACCUGAAAACACACGAGAGAAUUCAUACUGGAGAAUACAAGUGCUCACACUGUGGAAAAACUUUCACUCAGUCACAUGACCUGAAAACACAUGAGAGAAUCCAUACUGGAGAGAAAUCUUUCAAGUGCUCAUACUGUGAAAAGAGAUUCACUUGGUCACAAAACAUGAAAAGACAUGAGAGAAACCAUACCACUGCUCUUCAUGUGGGAAAAGUUUCAACCAAUUAGAUCAGCUACAGAAACAUGUAAAAAGGUAUUGUCCAAGUGAUCACUGUGAUUAAAAAUGACCUGAAUGGAAACAAAUGUAUAUAUAUUUUUUUUUAUCAAGUAUUUUUUUUUUCUAUCUUUGCUGUUGACUAAAACUGUUGUUCCAGUAAAAAUAAUCCUUUAGCCUUCAUAUUCAGUUGUCCACAGUUCUUGUUGAAUAGCCUCCAGGUUUUGAAGGGUCUUUGGUUUUAUUGCAUGGUGAAUGUUGCAUUUUCUUUAGUAAAGCAAAAGCUAAACUGGAUAUAGUUUUUAUAAACAAAAUUUUUUAACAGUAUAGUGUAAUUUUCAGUUCCCCUUCAUGUCGCUUACUUGACGUUACGUAGAUGAUACGACGGUAGGGGUUACUCCUGAUUGAUUAAGGGUUAAAAGGAUGUUUUGGUCAUUGUUGACUAGUUUUCAAAGUAGGUUGUAACACCACAUCAGAAACAGCACUAGGGAAUUGUUGGGGGAAAACACUAAGGGAGACAUUGCUUUAAACUUCUAGGGAUUCAAUGUUAUUUCCGUUGUCUAUUUUUUUUAAACAUGACUGGUGAAAUAUGGACUAACAUGGGAGAUACUCUUCCAUUAGUUAUAUUAAUAUCUGCUCUGCUAAUUUGGAAUUGGGCUGAGUUGCCAGGGUCAUAUUGAAAAGCUGCUGCUUGCUAGCCUGAGUUAAAUGAGCCCAACCCCAUGUCUCUGUGAUAAUUCUGGUGCUGAGAAAUAGGUGUUGAAACGCGGUUGCUAGUGUGCUCUUGAAGAUUGCUAGGGUGUAGUCUGAUUCUUAAUGGCUGCUUGUGAGUCAGAAGAGCAAUCUAAUUAUUGUUUACAUAGUUUCUGCCAAAAUAUUGUAGUUACUGCAAUUAUUAUUACUAGGCCUUAACUUUUACAUUCAUAUGGUAAGACUUUCAAACUAUGUAAGAAGCUUACAGAAUCUUUGUCUUCUGAAUAAUACCUUGUUACCACAGUGUUAUUGUAGAGACAAUACCUGUAAAAACAAAGUCAUGGUUACUUGUGUAACCUCCAUUCCCUGAUGGAGGGAAUGAGAUGUUGUGUCGAUGUAGUGACACUAGGGGUCACUCUUGGGAGCCCGAGACACCUCUGGUCUUUGAUAAAAGGCCAAUGAAAAUUGGUGAGUGGUAUUUGCAUGCCACUCCCCCGGACAUACGGGUGUAAAAGGAGCUGGUAUGCAACCACUCAUUCAGGUUUUACGCUGAGGAGCCGAUAUAAGGUCCGGCCAUUUCAGCGGGUAGUUCAGCGUUGUGGCAGGAGGUUACACAAGUAGGUAACCAUGACGUUCCCUGUCUGUCACUCACUCGACGUUGUGUCGAUGUAGUGACACAAGGGGUCCCUAUACGAAACGCCACAAUUGGCUGAACUGUGUUAUGUGAACUGGCGUUGUGUGGUGGGCAGACUACUGUGUGCCUCAUAGCCAGCACACCAGGUCGACACGUAACCUCCCCCAACAUAGUUAUGAGUGUCAAACGGCCCUUUGUGGACAAGUCGACUACUCAAGAGAUAGAGACAGGCUUAACCCAGUUGUGGCCUCUUUUCCCCUUCUCUUUUUCCACUCCCUAAAAAAGAAGGGGGAUUAUCCGACUGGGCCGCCAGGUCUAGUCGGGGGGUGUCCCUCCCAAGGGGAAGACACCGCAGAGACCACACCUCGCCCAAAGAGAGGGGGGGAUAUUUAAGUGGAAGAAUACGUCACAUGGUCUUUCCAACCAUGUGGAGAGUCUUCAAGGUAGAUCCUACCCAACGGGGGAGGAGUUACUACAAACAUGGAGACUGGGGCAGAGGGGCUCUGCCCAAGGAAGACGCAGUUUGCCUAUAGGGAAACGAAUUAGCGGAAGAUAUAUAUAUUGCAUGGGGUUAGCCUUACAGGGAACCACCACAUGCGGAGCACCUACCCCAGAACAGGGCUCUUAGCACGUGUACUGGGCCGGCAGUGAGUCUCUCCGAAAACUCGAUUGCCACAGGGCUCGGAGGAAGUCAACCAGGGGAAAAAGUUUGUGAACACUACUGGGAAUUAAAGGCGCACAUCUUGAGCUCAAAGGGAGGUGGAAGGCACUAUGUGCAAGCGAUACACCCAGCCAGCUAUCCCGCGCUUAUCCGCUUGUAUUGCGUGCCACUACCUGGGAUGAAACAGGUUCCACCCGGAGGUUGUAGAACCUUGCAAAGGUGUUGGGUGUUGCCCAACCUGCUGCUCUGCAAAUGUCAGUUAGAGAGGCACCCCUGGCCAGGGCCCAGGAAGCCGCUACACCCCAAUGGGCUCGUAGCCCUACCGAUCGCAGCGCUUCCUUUCUGCUGUGCACCAAAGCAGACAAAAAGCUGCUCAGAGAUCCUAAAGCUCUGUGUACGAUCCAAAUAGAUGCGUAAAGCGCGCACCGGACACAGCAACGACAGGGCUGGGUCUGCCUCCUCCUGGGGCAGCGCUUGCAGGUUCACCAUCUGGUCCCUAAAAGGGGUGGUGGGAACAUAGCCCGGUUGGGGUCUCAGGAUCACGUGAGAGUAGCCCGGACCGAACACCAGGCACGUUUCACUGACAGAGAAUGCUUGCAGGUCUCCUACCUUCUUGAUGGAAGUGAGCGCAGUCAGGAGGGCAGUCUUCAAGGAGAGUGCCUUAAGCUCGGCUGACUGCAAAGGCUCAAAGGGGGCUUUCUGUAGACCCUGAAGAACUACAGAGAGGUCCCAUGAGGGAAUGAGGUGUGGUCUGGAGGGAUUCAGCCUCCUGGCGCCUCUCAGGAACCUGAUGAUCAGGUCGUUCUUCCCUAAGGACUUACCGUCGACUGCGUCGUGGUGUGCUGCUAUGGCGGCAACGUACACCUUCAAGGUGGAAGGGGACAGACUCCCUUCCAACCUCUCCUGCAGGAAGAAAAGCACUGAUCCGACUGCGCAUCUCUGGGGGUCUUCCCGUCGGGAAGAACACCACUUAAUGAACAGAUGCCACUUAAAGGCAUACAGGCGCCUUGUAGAGGGGGCCCUAACCUGAGUGAUUGUGUCUACCACCACGUCCCAUCCAGGGGCCAGAUAUGGAGAUUCCAGAGGUAUGGUCGUGGGUGCCAGAGGGUGCCCCGUCCCUGAGAAAGAAGGUCCUUCCUCAGGGGAAUUCGCCGGGGGGGGGCUGUCGCAAGGAGCGUGAGGUCCGAGAACCACGUCUGGGUGGGUCAGUAGGGUGCUACCAGGAUGACCUGCUCCUCCCUGAUCUUGCACAGGGUCUGUGCAAGUAGGCUCACUGGGGGAAAUGCAUAUUUGCAUAGGUCAGGGGGCCAGCUGUGUGCCAGCGCGUCUAUGCUGAGGGGAGCCUCGGUGAGGGCGUACCAGAGCGGGCAGUGGGAGGAUUCUUGGGAGGCGAACAGGUCCACCUGUGCCCAUAUGAAUCGACUCCAAAUCAGCUGGACCACCUGAGGGUGGAGUCUCCACUCUCCCCUGAGGGUAACCUGCCGUGACAGCGCGUCUGCUGUAGUGUUGAGGUUGCCCAGGAUGUGAGUGGCUCGCAGCGACUUGAAGUGCUGCUGUCUCCAGAGGAGGAGACGGCGGGCGAGUUGUGACAUACAACGAGAGCGCAGACUGCCUUGGCGGUUGAUAUAUACUACCGUUGCCAUGUUGUCUGUCUGAACUAACACGUGCUUGCCCUGGGUCAACGGCUGAAACCUCCGCAGGGCGAGCAGAAUUGCCAGCAACUCGAGGCAGUUGAUGUGCCAAUGCAGUCGCUGGCCCGUCCACAGGCCGGCGGCUGCGUGCCCUUGCAAACAGCGCCCCAGCCCAUUUUGGAGGCGUCUGUCAUGACCACGACGCGCCUGGAGACCAGUUCUAGAGGAACACCUGCCCCUAGAAAUGAGAGGUUGGUCCAAGGGCUGAAAAGAUGGUGACAGGCCGGCGUGAUGCCCACACGAUGUGUCCCGUGGCGCCAUGCCCAUCUCGGGAUUCGAGUCUGAAGUCAGUGCUGAAGCGGUCUCAUAUGCAUCAACCUGAGCUGGGUGGCUACCGCGGAGGAUGCCAUAUGCCACAGGAGCCUCUGAAAAAGUUUCAGUGGAACUGCUGUUGCUGGCAACAGGCCAGCACCAACUGGGCGCGCUCAUUUGUAAGGCGCGCCGUCAAAGAGACUGAGUCCAGCUCCAAACCGAGAAAAGAGAUACUCUGAACCGGGAGGAGCUUGCUCUUUUCCCAGCUGACCCGAAGCCCUAGUCGGCUGAGGUGUGAGAGCACCAAGUCCCUGUGUGCGCACAACAUGUCUCGAGAGUGAGCUAGGAUUAGCCAGUCGUCGAGAUAGUUGAGAAUGCGAAUGCCCACCUCCCUUAACAGGGCAAGAGCAGUCUCUGCGACCUUCGCGAAGACGCGAGGAGACAGGGACAGGCCAAAGGGGAGGACUAUGUACUGAUACGCCUGAUCCUCGAAUGCAAACCGCAGGAAGGGUCUGUGUCGAGGAAGGAUCGAGACGUGGAAGUACGCGUUCUUCAGGUCUACUGCUGCAUUCCAAUCUUGAUGCUGGACGCUCGCCAGAAUGCAUUUUUGCAUCAGCAUCUUGAACGGGAGUCUGUGUAAGGCCCGGAUCAGUACACCAGGUGGCGGUGCUCUGCGGGCAUAGGUGCACUAUGAGCGCCUUAUCCCCGGGGGAAUCGCCGUAUAGCCCCUGGCCGCCCCACCAUUGAGGGUAGUGAGAGCGGGGGCACUGCGGAAUCGGGGCCGGGCAGUAAAAGGUGCCUCCCACAAUUCGUCAUCCCGUUUCCGGGAAGAAAGCCACUGGAGCGGGCGUGGCUGCUUUUGAGCAGCGCCGCGAGCCCAGGAACCAAUCAUCAAGCCGCGAGGGUUCAGGGGAGAGUGGAGGGUUCCACUCUAACCCGACGCUCGCGGCUGCCCGGGAAAGUGUGUCCGUCAUUUUGGCAUCAGCCUGUGACUGGGCAAUCGUCCCCGAGGGCGGGAGCCCAGCUGAGGCUUCUGCGUCCGACUGGACAAGCCCGCUCUCUGAUGCUGCGCUCGAGAGCUCAUCAUCUUCGCGGGCUCCGAACAAGAAUCCAUACUCGCCGUGAGACGAGCCGGCGAACUCAUCCGGAAGCCCAACUGGGGCAGACGAGCGUGCUGGGGAAUGGGAGGUCCACGGGGGAUCCCCGGCGGAGGCGAUCCCAUUGGGGUCCCCAAAUCGCCCCCAGUGCUAGCCGCGCUGGCCUCAUACCCAUAGGUAGAAGGACCGAGACGGGGAGCCAGGCGCGACCGCAGUGUUGCCAUGGUCAUGUUCUCGCAAUGAGAACAUGAACCAUCCACAAACGCUGCCUCCGUGUAGGUCAUGCCCAGACAUGAAAGAUAGCGAUCAUGGCCAUCCGAAGUUGAGAGAUAACGACCGCAACCAGGAAUAACACACAAUCGGAAAGGCAUCUUUUUAAAAAGACGUUCCGUGCAUGCCGCUCUUUUAGAGAAAUAUGCUCUUUUAGAGGAAGAGCUCUUUCAGAAAAUAUAUUCUCUUUGUUUUCUGCGGAAGCGCCCAGGGGCGUUCUCUGCAGUGCACCAGUGCAGAGGAGGGAGAAGCCGCUGAAAUGCACCAUCAGAUCCAGCAGAGGUGAAUGAACAGUAGAAUUCAGCUCAGUGAGCAUGACCGUUCGGCUCCGAAGAGAAAAUCUGAAUGAGUGGUUGCAUACCAGCUCCUUUUAUACCCGCAUGUCUGGGGGAGUGGCAUGCAAAUACCACUCGCCAAUUUUCACUGGCCUUUUAUCAAAGACCAGAGGUGUCUCGGGCUCCCAAGAGUGUCACUACAUCGACACAAUGUCGAGUGAGUGACAGAUAGGGAACUUUUUUUUUUUGGCAUCAACUUUUUUUUAAUUGUAAAAAAAUAUUAAGUGAUACCUUAUUCCAGUUUAAACAAUGCAAUUGAUUUAUUUGAGUUUUAUCGAGUUAAAACUUAUUUUUGUAUAUAUAUAUAUAUAUAUAUAUCUACAAUUUGAGAAUGUGUUUGUAUUCAUGUUCAAGUGUUUUUAAGUUUUAAUGUUUUGAAAAAAAGAUUUGUCAUAAAAGUGUAUAAAUAAACGGAUAUAGCAAAUACAGUAUAUUGUACAGUGUUGUAUUAGUUUGGGUUCCAGGUAAACUCAACAUUUCUUAUUUCUGUCCUAUAUGAAAGCUUAAGAACUCCUGCCUUAAAUACAUCUUUAGCAACUUUAUACUUGAAUCUAUGAGAUUUUCAAAUUGAAAAUGUGAACGCAUUUUAAUCAUAUUUAUAUAAAUAAUAAGUUACAUUUAGAAUUUUGUUCAACUUUGAAUAUUUCUAUAUCAACUUGUCUUGUCUGGUGUGUGUAUAAAUAUUGUCUGAUGUCACUAUUAAAGCCCAUCAUUCAUAAUCUGA
Messenger RNA from Myxocyprinus asiaticus (Chinese sucker), 10044 nucleotides. RefSeq names its product zinc finger protein 208-like. Gene Ontology annotation, biological process: regulation of transcription by RNA polymerase II. The record is from RefSeq and is a predicted model, not a curated record. Lineage: Eukaryota; Metazoa; Chordata; Actinopteri; Cypriniformes; Catostomidae. Gene Ontology annotation, molecular function: DNA-binding transcription factor activity, RNA polymerase II-specific; RNA polymerase II cis-regulatory region sequence-specific DNA binding.